AUGGAUGAAAACAGCAAUCGGAAACUUCAAUCUGAUUGGUACUCUCGAACUCGCCUCCACAACAGUCCUGUGGAGUAUGAUUUUCCAGGAGAUAGAUUUAUACCGGAUAGGAGCCUGAUGGAUCUUGAUCAAGCCCACAGUUUGUUAACAACUCCGACUCAAAAACCCAGCAAACCCAAGUUUAAAGUUGAAUAUAGAAGAAAGCUAGAAAAUAAUCUGAAGUUGGAUGUUGAAGGAAGGCCAUUUCAAAUGCUGGUUUUUAGGGGUAGCCCAAAAUCGAGUAGAAAAUCAAACCGGCUAAUAGACGAGAUGCAACGGAGUAAUGAGGAGAUCUUGACUCAUAAGCCAUGUCGACAAUUCCCAAAGAGAGAAUCUUGUAUUUUGGAUGCACCUAAUAUCGUGAACCAUUUCUACCUGAACAUCAUGGACUGGGGGAAAGCCAACUUUCUUGCAAUUGCUUUGGGCUCAAAAUUAUACUUGUGGAAUGCUGAUAAUCGAAAAACUGAAUUAUUGUCAGAAGUGGGCAAUGGUGACGAUUAUCCUACUGGUGUAGCCUGGUUGGAAGAUGCCCAAACAGUAGCAGCUGGAUACCAGUGCUCGAAAAUAUAUCUUUGGGAUGCCGAGACCCUAAAGAUUGUUAGAUGCCUUACAGGGCAUCAGAAUAGGGUGGGUUCUGUUGCAUGGAAUGGCCAGAUUUUGACUUCUGAAAGCAGUGAUAAUGCUAUCAUGAAUCACGAUCAUUUCUCGCUACUAUAA
Messenger RNA from Fraxinus pennsylvanica, 756 nucleotides. The record is from the annotation of a GenBank genome assembly. NCBI's taxonomy places the organism in Eukaryota, Viridiplantae, Streptophyta, Magnoliopsida, Lamiales, Oleaceae.